AUGCCUCGGAAACGCAAGAAGUCAAACAGGGAUAGGAGGCCACCAUUGAUAUUUACAGAGAGCCCUGUCGCAAAUCAACGCAAUGUGCCAAGUCCUGUGUGUUGUGCUCUCCAUCCACGCACUGCUGAGACAAUUCCUGUGGACCAGCUAGACAAAUCAUCCUGGGUGUCACCACAGUUCAGUAGUACUGUCCAGUCUCGGGGUCAAUGCAACCGACGAACUCUUCGGCGACGCAAGUCUCCUGUAGAUCACCAAGGAUACAAGACGAAAUGUACAUGCGAGUCAGCAAGUCAUAACCAGGUGAAGGGUCAAGGUCAUACGGGAAAUAAAUAUCAAUCUCUGGAGUUUGUGGGAAACAAGAAAGUACGGACAAGUAUAUCAGUCCUAGAGGAAGUCAGCAUUGAGGAAAAUGUCUCCCCUAAUGUUUCUAAACAUCAGAGGAAAUUUAGAAAACAGUCUCGAACAUCCUGGGUUGAUGAUGAGUGUGAAAAUUCACCAGGUUUGAAACGGAAAGUUAGACGGAAAACUUCCAGGCUAAGCACUAGAAGUGUUGAGAGAGAUGAUUUGAAUAGGGGAGACAACUCUUUAGAAUUGACAACUGCUGACUUCUCACCCUUACCAGGAUCUGUUUGUGCUGUUGGUGUGUGUACACCGUCAUUCAGUAAGCAAAAUAUUGUAAGCUUACAGACUCCAGUGAAGCAACUAUUUCCAGGCAGUGGAAAAGGACCUGGGCAUGUUUCUGAGUAUGGGAAACCAAAUGAACUGUUUGGUGUGACAGCAAAUUUACCUACAGAUGACUGCAUGCAAAGCUCUGUCUAUGACGAGGUCUGUGAGAGUGACGUUGAGGAUUCAGCCAGUGAGGAUGAUCAUGAGGAUUUGAAAUCUAAUUUGAAGUCAAGAUAUUUUUUGCGGAAAUAUUUUGAGAUGACUGUAUGCUCAACACCUAAAGAUGGUGGGGCACGAGGGGCCAGAAUUCUUGUUCUGGACACCCCAGAGGCAGAAUAUGGUUUGGCAUCCAGACGACGGCAGCAGUGUGUGACCUCAAAGGCAACUAGAUAG
Messenger RNA from Ylistrum balloti, 1059 nucleotides. RefSeq lists its product as uncharacterized. NCBI's taxonomy places the organism in Eukaryota, Metazoa, Mollusca, Bivalvia, Pectinida, Pectinidae. The record is from RefSeq and is a predicted model, not a curated record. The coding region runs from base 1 to 1059 and encodes 352 amino acids. Gene Ontology annotation, cellular component: nucleus; chromosome. Gene Ontology annotation, biological process: cellular response to ionizing radiation; recombinational repair; DNA damage checkpoint signaling. The transcript is spliced from 2 exons.